Molecule: messenger RNA, 5845 nt
Organism: Rana temporaria (common frog)
Lineage: Eukaryota; Metazoa; Chordata; Amphibia; Anura; Ranidae
Gene: MET
Product: MET proto-oncogene, receptor tyrosine kinase
Exons: 21
Coding region: 220-4347 (1375 amino acids)
Biological process (GO): protein phosphorylation; phagocytosis; cell surface receptor protein tyrosine kinase signaling pathway
Cellular component (GO): signaling receptor complex; membrane
Molecular function (GO): ATP binding; transmembrane receptor protein tyrosine kinase activity; protein binding
Source: RefSeq, a predicted model, not a curated record
CCUCCUCAUCCUCAGUCUGGAUUCCCGAGCUCACUGCUGACUUACUAACCGGAGCUCAUGUGGGAAUAACAGAGCGGAUCCAUUCCUUUCACACCUUCCUCCGCUACCAGGGAGGACUCCUGGCACACCACUGGAAGGAUAUGAGGGGCACCCAGCUCUGAUCUCAUCUCUGCUUCUAUCAACUUCAUCUCAGGCUGGCACCAGCAUAUUUGGACCAAGAUGUCAGGGAAUGUGCCGGUUCCAUCAAUUCUGGUUAUUAUCUUUGGACUAGUAUGGACUAGUGUUGAACAGUGCGAGGAGGCAGCUAAAAUUUCAGAGAUGAACCUUGAUAUUAAAUAUAACCUCCAGUCCUUCACCGCUGAUACACAAAUACAUAAUAUCCUUCAGCACAAUGGCUACAUUUAUGUGGGGGCAGUGAACAAGCUCUUUGUACUGAAUGAAAACCUCACUAAAGUAUAUGAGUACAAAACAGGACCUAUAAUAGAGCAGUCUAACUGUGGAGGACCUUGUGAAGGCUGUCUGGACAAGGAAACAUCAUCAAAUGGUACUUGGAAGGACAAUGUCAAUAUGGCUUUACUUUUUGAAGACUUCUAUGAGGAGCAACUGAUAAGCUGUGGAAGUGUCCAUCAAGGAACCUGUCAGCGGCAUGUGCUCAACUCUAAAAAACCCUGGGACAUAGGACAUGAGGUUCACUGUUUGUUCUCCUCAACGAUUACAAAUGUCACAGAUUAUUGUCCUGACUGUGUUGCCAGUGACUUGGGAAGUAAAAUCCUUGUAAUGGAAAAGGAUCGGUUUGUCACAUUCUAUGUAGGCAGCACUCUUAGAGGAUCACCUUCCAGUCUUCAUUCGGUGUCAGUCCGGAGACUAAAAGAGACACAAGAUGGCUUUGAGUUUCUCACAGAUCAUUCCUACAUGGAUGUCUUUCCCAGAUUUAGAGAGUCAUAUCCGAUCCACUACAUAUAUACCUUUAAAAGUAAAGACUUUAUUUACUUUUUAACAGUACAGAAAGAAUCUCUGGAUUCACAGACUUAUCACACUAGAAUUGUCAGAUUCUGUGCUUCAGACUCCGAGCUACGCUCCUAUAUUGAAAUGCCUUUUGAGUGUUUUUAUACAGAGAGGCGUAGGAAAAGGAUGGCUAUGGGAGAGAAUUUCAAUAUUUUACAAGCUGCCACUAUCAGUAAGGCAGGGGAUACCUUGGCAAGUGAGACUGGCUUCAGUCUAGAUGAUGACAUUUUGUACGCUGUCUUUGCCCAAAGUAAGCCGGACUCUGCUGAAUUGACAAACAGGUCUGCUGUAUGUGCAGUAUCUAUAAAUAGGAUCAACGAGGUCUUCAGCCAAGGUGUAGGAACUCACACCAACUGUCUGGAGCAUUUUUAUGGAAGAGGUGGCCACAAUGCAUGUAUUAACAAGACAUAUCUGCGGAAUGCCUCCCAGUGUUCUUCUCCAAUUGAUGAACAUCGCGUUGAAGUUUCUAGCCCGCUAAAACGUCUUGACCUGUUUCUGGGUCAGUUCAAUAAUGUGUUGUUGACAUCCAUCUCAGUCUUCACUCAAGGCAGCCUCACCAUAGCCAAUCUAGGCACAUCUGGAGGGCGCUUCAUGCAGGUUGUGAUUUCUCGUUCUAAACAAACUCAGCCUCAUGUCAAUAUUGCCCUUGACACACAUCCCGUGACUUCUGCAGUGGUGAUCAAUGAGACAUCCAAGCAGAAUGAAUAUGUCCUAGUUAGCACAGAAAAGAAGGUAAUAAAGAUUCCAUUAGUAGGCCUCGGUUGUGAACACUUCAAAUCCUGCAGCCAUUGCAUCUCAACUCCUUCAUAUAUGAAAUGUGGCUGGUGCAAAAACCGUUGUACCAGAAAAAACAGCUGCAUUGGUGAUGAGUGGAUUCAGAAAACCUGCUCUCCAGUUGUGUCUGAGAUCAUUCCAACAUCUGCUCCAUUUGAUGGGGGUACUCAACUGACAAUAUGUGGAUGGGAUUUUAUGUUAAACUCUAUGGGCUUUCAGGAUAUUUCAAUUUUGAUUGGAAAAAAUAAAUGCAAAAUAGAUGUGAAGAACAGCAGUGAAAACAAGUUGCUCUGCAAGGUCAAUCAAGAAGCUACUGUCAAUUUCAACAUUAGCAGCAGUGUGUCCAAUGGAAAACAGACCGUGAACUUUACCACUUUCUCAUUUGUGAACCCUGUGAUAGCAGGCAUCACUCCUAGUUAUGGACCACAGUCAGGAAAGACGCUGCUUACCUUGAAAGGACAUUAUCUGAACAGUGGGAAGGACAGAAAAGUUUACAUUGGGGGAGAUGUAUGCACCAUCAAGAGUGUGUCCAGUACUGCCAUUGAGUGUUACACUCCAGGCAAAACAAUUGAUACAUAUCCUGUUACACUGAAAAUUGACAAUGCCCAUCGCAAGGCAAGCACAUCUUUUACCUAUAAAGAGGAUCCAUCCAUUUUUAAAAUCGAACCAACAAAGUCUUUCCUUAGUGGAGGAAGCACAAUCACAGCACAUGGGCGAAAUCUCAAUGCAGUUGCCUCACCAAAGAUGGUAAUCCAGUUAUCGGAACCAGAAAAACGUUAUAAUAUGACCUGUACCCACAGAUCUACUUCUGAAUUAGUUUGCGGGUCAACUCCAUCCCUGAAAGAUUUAAAUUUGAAGCCACCAAUUGUCACACAGGCUUUUUUCAUUUUUGAUGGAUUGAUAUCUUCUGCUUCUGGAUUCACAUUUGUAAUCAACCCUGUGUUUAAAACAAUUGAUAAGCCACUGGUUUUUUCCGGGGGCAGUAAAAACAUUCUAGAAAUUAAGGGAGAUUAUAUUGACUCUGAAGCUGUUAGAGGUGAAGUACUGAAGGUUGGUAAUAAAAGCUGUGAAAUUAUCCAGUCCAAAUCGGAUUUUGUCUCUUGCGCCAUUUCCAGUGAUCUGAUCAAAUCCAACAGUGAGUUAAAAAUAGAGCUGAUGCAAGAAGUUUCAUCCAUUGUCAUUGGCAAAGUAAUGUUUCAGCAAAAUCAAAACUACACUGGAAUAUUUUGUGGAGUUGUGUCCUGUGUGAUCCUGCUUUUUGUCAUACUUGGAAUUUUUUUUUGUGUGAAAAAAAGAAGACAGCUGAAAGAUAAAGGUGGCGAACGUGUCUUGUUUGAUGGCAGAGUACAUACCCCUCACUUGGACAGACUAGUGAGCGCAAGGAGUGUUAGUCCUACCACCGAAAUGGUAUCUAGUGAAUCUGUGGACUAUCGGGCUACAUUUCCAGAAGAUCAGUUUCCAAACUCGUCUCAUAGUGGGUCAUGCCGACCAACUCAAUACCCUCACCGGGACCUCUCUCCUAUAUUGUCAAGUGGAGAUUCAGACAUUGCCAGCCCAUUGUUGCAGACAUAUGUCCACAUUGAUAUAAAUGCCCUGAGUGCGGACCUUAUGAAAAAAGUUGAGCACAUGGUUAUUGGGGUGGAUCGCCUUCUUGUGCACUUCAAUAAAGUAAUUGGAAGAGGGCAUUUUGGAUGUGUAUAUCAUGGCACUCUUUUAGAUACAGACGGAAAGAAAAUACACUGCGCAGUCAAAUCUUUAAAUAGAAUUACAGAUAUUGAAGAAGUUUCCCAGUUUCUCACGGAAGGCAUCAUCAUGAAAGAUUUUACGCAUCCAAAUGUCCUUUCCCUGUUGGGCAUCUGCCUUCCCACUGAGGGUUCCCCACUUGUAGUACUGCCUUUCAUGAAACAUGGAGAUCUAAGGAACUUUAUCAGAAAUGAAGCUCAUAAUCCAACUGUGAAAGACCUCAUAGGAUUUGGUCUACAAGUUGCUAAAGGUAUGGAGUACCUUGCAAGCAAAAAGUUUGUCCAUCGAGAUCUGGCAGCAAGAAACUGUAUGCUGGAUGAGACAUUCACUGUCAAAGUGGCAGACUUUGGUCUUGCAAGAGAUGUUUAUGACAAAGAAUACUACAGUGUGCACAAUAAAACUGGAGCAAAACUACCUGUGAAAUGGAUGGCACUUGAAAGCCUUCAGACGCAAAAGUUCACUACAAAAUCAGAUGUGUGGUCCUUUGGUGUGCUGUUAUGGGAGCUAAUGACAAGAGGAGCACCCCCAUAUCCUGAUGUCAACUCAUUUGAUAUAACUAUUUAUCUACUGCAAGGACGAAGACUACUACAGCCCGAAUACUGCCCUGAUCAACUGUUUGACGUUAUGUUGAAAUGCUGGCAUCCAAAACCAGAGUCACGACCAACAUUUUCUGAAUUAGUUUCAAAAAUUUCAUCUCUUUUUUCAACAUUCAUUGGGGAGCAUUAUGUGCUUAUCAACACAACAUACGUCAAUAUAAAAUGUACUGGCCCCUAUCCAUCUCUUCUACCGGCUGAAGAAAACACAGAUUUCAAUCUGGAUACAUGACUUUUUCCUACCCACCCAUGUGACUGAGUCUUACUCUUGAACUUCAAGAAGUUAUUUUUGUCCAAGUACUUCUUCGAUGUUAUAUGUCAACGCAGUUGACGUUGCUUUCACUUUUGUUAUAUUGCACUAGAAGCAGACAUUUGUUCAUUAUUGUGACUAAAGACUGCUGUACAAAAGAUGGUACAUGAUACACAUUUUUAUUGACAUGUUUGGAAAAUGGUUACUUGUUUCUUGUGUUUAACAUUGAUAUUGUUUAUAUGUGUUCAGCACAUUUCUAGGAAAGCCGCCCCUACUGAUGGUGGGAAGUGAAUGGCUAUUCUCAGAACAUCUCCAAAACAAUGUGAGCUCUAUGCUGUAACGUCUGUAUAGCACUUUUAUCUAGGGAGAUAGCUGCUGACUGUAGUUGUGCAAAAUUCUCAGUCAGAAACUCGAAAAAUUGGUGGACAAUAAAUGAAGAACAUGUUGUUACUGGAGAAGAAAAAAUAAUCAGAAUUAAGUUGAACUGCUAGAUUAAAAGAGCAGUAAUGAGAAAAAAUGUUGGGAGCAGAGGACUUAACAAAACUCAUAUAAUAGUACAAAUAAUGGUUACUAUCCCAAGGUAAUCUACUACAGUCACACUGGCAGUAACUGCUUUAUAAUACAGCAGUGAUGCACCUGUCUUGCUAUGGGUGAGUUAGGAAGACCAAAGAUAGUCUUGAAACUGAAGCGAGCGUGCAGAAAAUAGGAGUUAGGCUGGCCAUACAUGUUCAAUUCUCUUGUACAAUUUCCCUUUAAAUUUACCCUAAACUAUGUAGCGCAAGGGCCUGCGUAAUUGUAUACAAUUGAAAGUUGUUAAGUUUUGACCUCAUAUUAUAUGGUUUUUGGUAACUCCAAAGGAAAAGCCUUAGACAUUAUCUGAACAUAUCAGAAAGAGCACUAGAUUCUCGGCCGUAGUGUGCUGUAGUUUCUGGAGCAUAUAGCAUCAUUUGCUAUAAGGUAUGAUAUUUUCAUGACGAUGCCUGAAAGAAUUGCACCUUCUGUGCCCAUGGUACCUUAACCAGAGGCCCCAUUACAUUUCUGUGUAUUAGAUUUGGGAGUUGAAAAAUUAAAGAAGGUGGUAUUUUUAUAAAGGAUAACAAAAUGAAGAAACCAUGCAUUAGUCUACAAAGCAAAUGUCCUCAGGGACCAAACGUAAUAAAGGGUUUGUGUACGGGUGCGAGUUUACCAUUGGUGUUUUGCUAGAGCCAAGUUCUGCUCACUGCAAGUAUACAGAUCCAAAUCUCCAUGAAAGUUUCACUAAACCCUUUAGGGCAGUGGUUCUCAACCUUUCUAGUGUCGUGACCCCUUGAUAAAAUUUUGUGGUGGGGACCCCUAACAGUAAAAUUAUUUUCGUAGCGUGGGUUGUCGGCACCCAAGACAAGAAAAGGAAUUUGGACAUUUCGCGCUCCCUGAGUCCCUUCCACUCGUACAGUAUUAAAACCCCUUCUGGUACAUUUUAGGAUGUGCCACUAUUUCUCUU